This is a messenger RNA of Polychytrium aggregatum, 2675 nucleotides long. RefSeq lists its product as uncharacterized. The record is from RefSeq and is a predicted model, not a curated record. Gene Ontology annotation, cellular component: plasma membrane. The coding region runs from base 64 to 2259 and encodes 731 amino acids. Lineage: Eukaryota; Fungi; Chytridiomycota; Chytridiomycetes; Polychytriales. The transcript is spliced from 3 exons. Gene Ontology annotation, molecular function: oxidoreductase activity.
AGCAUCUCCUCGCCACAACGGCACCGCACUUGAGAUCCCUCUGUCCUGGACACGCAAAGCAGCAUGCUCUCUGUAUCUCGAGGAUUCCAGCUCCUUGUGGCAUUGGUGCCGCUCGGAUGGAUGGCAUACAUGGCACAGGGCCGCAUCGGCAUGAACAUGACCAACAGUCUCUCGCCCAUGGACAUCUACUAUAUCGCAUUUGCGCUGUCGCCCCUGGUUGUCUUGUGCGUCUCGGCCGUGCUGCUCGACAACCCUGCUGCCGAUGCACUCUACAAGAGCAGUUCAAAGACUCGUUCGUCGAGCCGAGUUGAUCGCUUCCUCCAUCGCAUUUGGAAGCCACGAUGGCAGGUCUUCAAGGGUCGCUUUGCCGACAAGUCCUAUGUCGGCAACCCCUGGUCAACGGCCGAGCUUGCGAUACUCGUUCUGCUUGUGCUGUUCAACCUUGCGUGGAUUUUUGUGCCUAUCAUCAUCCGCAUGCUGCCUUCCCCUGGACGUGCGCCGCGGGUCAUGAAUCUCUAUCGCUGGGUGCGCUCGAUCGGCGUCUGGACCGCCUACGCUGGCUUGUGGGAUGCAGGCCUCUGUGUCUUGUUUGCGAUUCGCGAGAACGCCGUCAUGAAGAACAUCCUUGGCAAAGAUGCCGGCCAGUACCACCGCGUCAUUCGCUUCCACAUUGGCCUGGGCUACGCCAGCUUUGUGAUGGUCACCAUCCACUCGCUCUACUUCAUCAUCGACUUUCUGUACAACCAAGAGUUCUUUGAAGAGAUGUUCCCCUGGCUCUCCAACGGAGGUUAUGAAAACUUUUACGGCUUCCUCUCGUGGCUGGCCUUGAUUGCCAUGAUCAUCACAUCGGUUUACAAGAUCCGACGUUCGCGCUACAACGUCUUUUACUGGACCCAUCAGCUCUACUUCGUUUACUUUUUCUGUGCCUGGAUCCACAUGGGUUCCUACUGCAUCUAUCCCGUCAUCGGGCCUUGUAUCUACUUGAUCUAUGAUCGACUGAGGCCCCGCCUGGGCACCAAGACGGAAACCAUGGCGGUGAUCCGCAAGACAAUCUCGGACUCCAUCAUCGAGCUCACCAUCCCCAUCGGCUCGGCCUGGAGAUUCACCAGUAUCUAUGCUCCCGGCGACUGGGUCAACAUCCAAGUCCCACAGAUCUCCAAUUUCCAGCAGCAUCCGUUCAGCAUCGCCUCGUACUGUCUGGACACACCCAAUGCCAUGGUUCUUUACAUUAAAGCCAACGGCGCGUGGACCCAGAAGCUUUCCAAGCUGAUCGCCGAGCACGAGGACCGGGUUGAGGUCCCCAUCCGCGUUGACGGACCAUUUGGCUCUCGCAGCACCGACUACCUCAAUCUGGAUCACCUCGUCAUCGUCGCGGGUGGCUCGGGCAUGGGCGCUCUGAUGCCGUACAUCCUACACUACAGCAUUGCUGGAUCGGCUUCUGGGAAGCUCACGCUGGUCUGGACCGCCAAGAAAGAGUCCGAUAUCCUCGCCUACGCCUCAUUUGUCCGCGAACUGGCUGACGAAUCGUCGCUGCUGCACAAACGAGUUGACCUGCAUCUCCACAUCACUCGGUCCGAGGCCGUCGUGAGCGAUACUCCAGCCACCCCCGGUUCCCCGAACGACUCUGAACUCAAAGAAAAGCAAAGCCUCGGCCUCAUAUGCGAUACUCCGAGGGUCAUCAAGUCCCCACGCCCUCUUGCCGUUCGCUGGCUGAGCAUCCGAGACCGCUCGGGCGAGAUUGCCUUGGCGGUGAUGGUCUUUGGGUUUGCCGUCCUGGGUUGGUACCUCGGCAUCCGUCUCAACUUGACCGGCCCAGCAGCUCAAAAAUGCAGCGCCAAAACAGCAUUCAAGCUCACCGGCCUCGAUCACUUCCUCUGCUGGUACUUUAUGCCCGCAGGCAGUCCAGUGCUCUCGAUUCUGCUUGCACUUGUUGGCGGUUUGGCAACCACAGCGUGUGCCAACAUCCUGCGCUCUCGUCGGAGCGCGACCGCCUGCUCGACGCUUUCUGCCGAGUCCGACGAGACUCUCAACGGACGAUACUCGAGCGAGAUGCUUGCCGCCGUGCCUCCAUCUAUCUACGUCCACAAGACCCGACCAGACUUUGCGACGCUGUUCCAGACUCUGGGACUCGAGGAGGCUGGCGCCAAGUCCCAAGUCGCCGUCAUGGCCGCUGGUCCCGAGCGACUCAUGCGACAUCUGCAGUCGAUGGUUUCGAGCUCCAAGAACAUCCAGUGGUACCGCGAGUCCUGGAAGGUCUGAUGGGCGCGACAUCACCCUGGUAUCGAUCAGUCACUUUGGUAUUGAUCAGCCAGAUCGCCGAGCGUCGGCCAGUUGCACCCCUCCUCCUUGAACUGCUCGACCCAACUCCAGGCAUCAACGGCACGCGCAAACUCCGGUCAAAUCUUUGGCCGCAAGAAACACGAACCACCGAUGCAUAUCGCUCAGCACUCGUUGCUGUCAUGAACUUCACCCAAGCCAAGAUCAAAAUCACAAAUUUGCCGACACCGCUCUGCACAAACUCUUCUCUGUCCAUGCGUUCCAAAUUGUACCAUUCCACUCAUUUGUUCACAUUGUAUCUGCCCCGCACUGCACAGAUCUAUGACACCUUUCCAUCAUCCCCAUCGAUAUGAACCAAACCCGUGCGCGUGUUGAAUACAUUGAUUGCAACAUAGCAC